This is a messenger RNA of Alosa sapidissima (American shad), 3660 nucleotides long. It is a transcript of the gene odf2a, whose product is annotated as outer dense fiber of sperm tails 2a. The record is from RefSeq and is a predicted model, not a curated record. Gene Ontology annotation, biological process: regulation of cilium assembly. Gene Ontology annotation, cellular component: centrosome. The transcript is spliced from 20 exons. Bases 245 to 2740 code for a protein of 831 amino acids. NCBI's taxonomy places the organism in Eukaryota, Metazoa, Chordata, Actinopteri, Clupeiformes, Clupeidae.
UCUGCCUGCCGGAAGAGAAGCUUUACAAGACUUUCUGACCCAGGAGGACAUGCUAAAGAUAAAAUCUUCAAUUAUUUAUAUCGAGGUUUUGGCUAUCUGGUCAUUCUCAUGAUAUGUGUAUCCAUGAGCAUUUGUUGCGAGUUAGCACGAUAUAGCUAACAUUAGCUAAGAAUAGUUUCUGGCAACCAAGCUGUGGAGAUCAUCUGAGGAUGCUGUGGCUUUAGAAAGGAUUCAGAAAAAAACAAUGAGAACAAGCCCCUCUUCACCUCCGUUGCAUGUGCACGUGUCAGACAACACACCUGUGCAUGUCCAUGUGAAGAAGACUCAGAAGACCAGUUCACCCAAGAAGCAGACAAAGAAAAAGAUGGAUUCUGAUGGUUUGCGUCCAACGGCCAAGGUGAAGACAAGGGUGCCAUGGAUACCCCCUGGCAAGGCCUCCACUCGAGUGCCCUCGUUCAAGUGGGAGGGGCCUACACACCAGCUGGAGAUCACCCCUAUUGGUGACCGUGAGCCUUCCCCUGCAGCGCUACGCCUGGAGGACCUGUCCACCGACGAGGAGGAGGUUCUGCACGGGCGCAUCAGCCAGUACGAAAAGAAGAUCGAUAGCUUGAUGACGGAGGUCAGCUCACUCAAGAGUGAGGUGGAGUUGCGCAGAAAGGAGCAGCUCUUAGAACGUCAAUCUGAGAGACUCAGUGUUUCCCAGCGGGUUAUCGCUGAGCAGGAAGAGGAAUUGGCUGAAGUCACCAAAGAGCUGGAGGUCACUGAGUUUGAGAAUUCCCGCCUCCGGGAGUCUAUGGAGAAGAUACUGGAGGAGUCAGACUUUAGCAGGCUGGAGAAGGAGAGCCUGCUGCAGGAGAAGGACCUGCUCCUCAAGAAGCUGCUGGAGGCCGAGCUGGACGGCACAGCGGCAUCCAAGCAGGUGUCCGCACUCAGGGAGACGGUCAGCCGCAUGUCCCGCAGCACCAGCGUAUGUGGGGAUAAGAGGCUGUCAGGGUCUGACUCCUCACUCCUGGCUAAGCAGAAGGAUCUGCUCCUGCAGAAGCUGGAGACGUUUGAAGGCACCAACCGGACACUUCGCCACCUCCUGAGGGAGCAGCAUGGGCGCGAGAUAGACUCACUACGUUUAAUGGAACAAAAAGAUUCUUUACUGAAGAAGCUAACAGACAUAGAGGCAGAAAAUGCGCAACUUCGAGUUAAACUUCAGGACAAAGAAAAGGAACUGGAACAACUCGCAUCACUCUUGGAAAAUGAGAAGGAGAAUGCCAAAACCACAAGUGAGUUGUCUAAAGUCCUGGAGUCCACACGGGCACACCUGCAGGGACAAUUACGGAGCAAAGAGGCUGAUAAUAACCGACUGAGUGUACAGAUUAAGAACCUGGAGCGGACAGCCAGUCAGCAGCAGGGCGAGAUGGACCACCUGCAGGCGCAGCUGCGCGGCCUGAGGGAGCGGGCCGACGACGACAAGGAGGCCCUGAAGCGGGCCACACGGGCGCAGAAGCACCGGGCAGAGCGCAGCGAGGACGCCGCCGGACAGCUGGGUGCCAAGCUGAUGGAGAUCGAGGCUCAGCUGGCUGAUGCCGUGUCUGCGGCUGAGAACUGGAGCAACCGCCACGCCAAGGAGGUGAAGGUCAAGAGCCAGAUGGAGACCGAGAUCUCCGUCCUAAACCGGCGAAUAACAGAUCUCACAGAGCAGCUGCAGCAUGUGGAGGAGAAGUCGCGAGCGGAGAGGGAAGGGCUUCUGGACCGUCUUCAUGGGCUCACCACAGAUAGCACUUCCGCCAGACUGGAGAACCAGAGUCUGAAGGCCACUCUGAACACGCUGGAGGAGAAGCUGUCGCUGUCCCAAUCUGAGGUGCAGCAGGUGAAGAGCUCUGUGAAGCAGUACGAGAGUCUGGUGGACAGCUACAAGACCCAGCUGCAGAAGGCCCGGGCGGAGGCGGACGACUACAGCCUGCGCCUGGAGAAGGCGGAGCGGGAGGCGCGGGCGGUGCGCGAGGAGCUGGACCGGGAGAUCGAGCAGGUGAAGAAGGGCCUGCUGGAGCGCCUGGCGGAGCUGGAGCCACUACCCGAGGCCCUGAGGCGCUCGGAGCUGCAACUGCAGGAGGCCCAGGACCACGAGAGGGCCCAGGACAGGAAGACCAGCGAGCUGACCAACGCCCUCGCAGAGCUGCGCAUGAAGCUGGAGCAGCAGGCCAGUCAGCUGGACAUGGUGCGGCACAAGAACAUGGUGCUGCUGGAGGAGAACAAACAGCUGCAGCACAGGGUGGAGGCCCUGGACCGCAAGCUUGAGGAGUCCCUAGCCCAGAACCGGGAGCUGAUGCAAGUGAUCUCCAAGCGGGAGGAGACCAUCCAUACCAAUCAGGUCCGUUUGGAAGAGAAGUCCAGGGAAUGCACUGUCCUGACCCGCCAGUUAGAGGAAGCCCUAGAGGACGCUCGGAAGCAGGUAACCCAGACCAGAGAGCGGGCUGUGUCUAAAGAGAGGUCAACCCAGUCCAAGGUUCUGGACCUGGAGACCCAGCUGAGCAGAACUACCACGGAGCUGAGUCAGCUUCGGCGGACCAAAGAGGAGGCUGAGAGGCGAUACCAGAGCAGGCUCCAGGAUGUGAAGGAUCGUCUGGAGCAGUCAGACAGUACUAAUCGCAGCCUGCAAAAUUACGUUCAGUUUCUAAAAGCCUCUUACGCCAGUGUGUUUGGUGACUCAGCACUCACUAGCUCAUUCCGCCCUCCCUCCCCUCUCUGAGAAAGAUGUCUGGGGAAGGGGUACUCAGACACUUACAGUUUACCAUAAUGCCGACAUGAAUGCAAACAGACACACGUCCCAGGGCAUGUCCUGGGUACGAAUGCCUCCAGGACGUUUUUGAGAUUCAGGUUCCUUGUGUCAACUAAAACUUUGUUUACUAGAUGUGCUAACCCAAAGGUUGAUAUGAUAACCUUAUUCACAUAUCUUCUUGAAGCAAGAGUGGGUCGAUUUUGGGGCUGUGGCCAAGUCAUAUCUCUGUACUUUCUUCAUGAAUGACUAUAUUAAUGGUAACAUUUAAGAAAAUGAGGGUGCUAUUUGAAAUGCAAACUUGAAACAUUUCGGUUUGAUCUCUGAACCAUGGGUGUCUUGUUUGGUCUCGGACCCCCUGAGUCCAGUGUGCUGUACUUGUAGUUCCUUCCUGUGAACUACAUCAGUUGAAACAAGUCCAUUCUGUAUUGGUUUUACAUGUGUUACUCAUAUAAUCUGUUAUAGUUGCCUACAACUUGUAUUGUGCCCAUAUAUACCACUCAUUUCUCUAUAAGUAAAUACUACACAUUCUAUAUACUCCUAACAGUAUUUCACAAGCUCAGUUAUAACCUUGUGAUUUUAGCAUUACCUUUGUCAUUAUGCUAUUCAAUUCUUUAGUGCCUCUGCUGAAGAAUUCCUUCAUGGGUGCUACCUGUUUUUAUAUAUUAUAUAUAUUUGUGUGUGUGUGUGAUACAAACAAACCUAACACAUCAGUCAACCUUUCCAUGUUUAAGUAUGUCUGCACCUUUGCUGUCAUUAGUUUGUUUUUUGUCUAAUUGUCCAUGAUGUAAAUUGUGAAUAAUUUAUCUCCAGAUGAUAUAACAGUCUGUGAAAAUAAUGCAAUAGCAAAUUGUAUUUUUAUGAUAAAAGUAUAGUAUGAUAAAUGUUUUAUA